CGGGCAAGGACUUUGUAAGUAUUGUACAGUUGACUGCCAGGCUGGGUAAACCUUUGUGAGCUUUGAAUGAAAGUGAACUGAAGGCAGUAGGAUUUUGUUUCACAACUCCGACUUAAAAAGGGAAUACACAUGCUUGCUAGUAAACAAUUCUAUCUUGACAAGUUCCUUCAUCCCAACCACAAUACCGCAUACUCUCCCGUAACCUAGAUACUUCAAAUCAGCAAUGGAUGUUGUCUCGACUUACAGCGUCGCCAGCCUCGCCUGGCUCAGCGCCCAGGCGCUCCCGCUCAUCGUCUGGCCCUCUCUCGUCAGCACCCUGUUGCGAGCAGACACCACCAACGCCCCUUACGGCGGGGCACCCGCUGCCUCCCUAGAAGGAUACUUUGCCCGCUCCCUCGGUCUUUCACAGCUCGCGCUGGGCCUGCUACUGCUCGUGCUCUCCGGCGCCCUCCCGCUCGAUUCCAUGGUCGAAGACCCACCCACCACCACCCACAACAAAUCAAACGGAACGACCCCGCCGUCGCCCUACGCAAACGCGGCCGUGCUCAUCUCAGCACUCUACCACGCCGCCUCGGCCUUUUACGCCUACACGCGCUACUACUCGACGGGCGGCCGGGCCGUCGCAUACCUUUUUGGCUGUGUGGGCGCGAGCGUGCUGGCCACGUUUGGGCUGUGGGUGCUCCUGUUUGCGGGCGAGAGCCAGAGGCGGGUGCGGGUGAGCCGGCGGACCGGGGCCGACAAGGACACGAGCGGGUGGCCGUUCCGGAACGUGGUGGCUGAUAGGAAGAGGAGGUGAGAAAAAGGGGAUGGUGGCAGGCUGAGUGGAAUUGGGGGCUUUUGUUCGGGAUUGGGUGUUGAUGUUAGGCUGUAGGUAAGCGGGAAUUGUAUGUAGAACAUAUUCCUUUUUGGUUGUCUGGCAUGGGGAGAUGGUUGGUUGGAUUUGGGAGUGUUUCAGUUAUGGUGGUUAUGCCUGUGAAUGGAAGGGUUAUUUGGGGCUAGCCAAAUUCUGAACGCCGAGUCUCCAGCUUGGAGUCGUUUCGCUGUCAUGAUUCAGGAGAGCGGGCGAGUAUGCACCGUUAUGGCGCUUUAAU
This is a messenger RNA of Canariomyces notabilis, 1091 nucleotides long. RefSeq lists its product as uncharacterized. NCBI's taxonomy places the organism in Eukaryota, Fungi, Ascomycota, Sordariomycetes, Sordariales, Chaetomiaceae. The record is from RefSeq and is a predicted model, not a curated record. The coding region runs from base 224 to 796 and encodes 190 amino acids. The transcript is spliced from 3 exons.